This is a messenger RNA of Dromiciops gliroides (monito del monte), 5539 nucleotides long. It is a transcript of the gene RTEL1, whose product is annotated as regulator of telomere elongation helicase 1. Gene Ontology annotation, molecular function: DNA polymerase binding; hydrolase activity, acting on acid anhydrides, in phosphorus-containing anhydrides; ATP binding. The record is from RefSeq and is a predicted model, not a curated record. Lineage: Eukaryota; Metazoa; Chordata; Mammalia; Microbiotheria; Microbiotheriidae. Gene Ontology annotation, biological process: negative regulation of t-circle formation; DNA replication; regulation of double-strand break repair via homologous recombination. Gene Ontology annotation, cellular component: nucleus.
CUGGGGGAGCCUGCACUUAUGCAGGAGUGAUGGGUGGCCUGAGAAGGAAAUUCCCCUUCUGUACUCUGCUGCUUCUACCUAUGGCUCUUAGUUCUUCCCGCUGGAACCAACAGGACAAGUCUAAAUCCUUAGGAAAUUAGGGAAUCAUACUGGAAACAGGUAAAAAUGCCCAAGAUAACAUUAAAUGGAGUUACAGUGGAUUUUCCUUUCCAACCAUACAAAUGUCAAGAAGAUUAUAUGGCUAAAGUCUUGGAGUGCCUACAGAAGAAGGUGAAUGGCAUUCUCGAGAGCCCCACAGGAACAGGGAAGACACUUUGCCUUCUUUGUACCACUCUGGCUUGGCGGGAGCACUUUAAAGACACAAUCACUGCCCGAAAGAUCGCCGAGAGGAUGCAAGGGGUGGAGCUCUUUCCUGACAGACCAAUGUCAUCAUGGGGCAAUGCUGCCACAGAUGGAGAUACCACAGCCUAUUACACCGAUAUUCCCAAGAUCAUUUAUGCCUCCAGAACCCAUUCUCAGCUCACUCAGGUCAUUAGUGAGUUAAGGAACACUACUUACAGGCCAAGGGUGUGUGUACUGGGCUCUAGAGAACAGCUGUGCAUCAACCCUGAAGUGAAGAAGAUAGAAAGUAACCACAUACAGAUCCAUAUGUGUCGAAAGAAGGUGUCAACUCACUCUUGUCAUUUCUACAACAAUGUGGAAGAGAAGAGCACAGAGAAGGAGCUGGUCACUCCUAUCCUGGAUAUUGAAGAUUUGGUUAAAAAUGGAAACAAGCACAAAGUCUGCCCAUAUUAUUUAUCUCGGACACUAAAGCAGCAAGCAGACAUCAUUUUUAUGCCAUACAAUUAUCUGUUGGACUCCAAGACACGAAGGGCACACAACAUUGACCUUAAAGGGACAGUCGUGAUCUUUGAUGAAGCUCACAAUGUGGAGAAGGUAUGUGAGGAAUCAGCUUCAUUCGAUCUAACUCCUUUUGACUUGGCAUCUGGCCUAGAUGCAAUAAAUCAGCUGCUAGAAGAACAGACGAAGUUGCUGCAGCAAAAUGAAAUCCAUGCAGAAUUCAACAUGGAACUUGACAAUUCAGGUCUGAAUAUGGAGCUUGAAGAUAUAGCUAAGGUAAAAAUAAUUCUUCUUAAACUGGAAAGUGUAAUUGAUGCCAUUGAGCUUCCAGGAAAUAACACUGGCAUGACUAAGCCUGGAAGCUAUAUCUUUGAUCUGUUUGCUGAGGCCCAUAUAACCUUUCAGACCAAGUCUUCCCUCCUGGAGUCACUGGAGCAGAUCAUACAAUUCAUGGCAGGACGUACUGGGAUAUUUAACAAUACAGCAGGCUUACAAAAGCUGGUGGAUAUCAUUCAGAUUGUUUUCAGUAUUGACCCCCCACAAGGUGCAGCCAACCCCAUGUUGGGGCAUACAGUUUCAAAAUAUUAUAAGGUUCACAUCCACUUGGACACCAGUAAUAGAAAAAAGACCCCAAAGACUGAUGCUUGGAGUGCUCCUGUGGCCAAAAAACAAGGAAAAAUAUUGAGCUACUGGUGUUUCAGUCCGGGAUUUAGCAUGCAUGAGUUAAUUCAACAGGAAGUACGUACCAUCAUCCUCACCAGUGGGACUCUAGCUCCAAUUUCCUCCUUCACCAUGGAGAUGCAAAUUCCUUUCCCUGUUUGUCUGGAGAAUCCUCAUGUUAUCGAUAGACAUCAGAUCUGGGUGGGGAUUGUCCCAAAAGGCCCUGAUGGCGUAUUGCUGAGUUCUGCAUAUGAUAAAAGGUUUUCUGAAGAAUGCUUGUCUUCCUUAGGAAAAACUAUAGGGAAUAUUGCCCGAGUUGUGCCCCAUGGACUUUUGGUAUUCUUCCCCAUACCCUUCAUGGAAAAAAGUCUUGAGUACUGGCGAGACCAUGACUUUGCCAGAAAGAUAGAAGAGUUAAAGGCAAUUUUUGUGGAGCCAAGAAGCAAAGGAGGCUUUGCUGAGGUUUGUAAUGCUUAUUAUGAGAAAAUUGUCUGUCCCAAAUCAAAUGGGGCUGCUUUCAUGGCUGUGUGCCGGGGGAGUGAGGGCUUAGACUUUGCAGACAUGAAGGGUCGAGUCAUCAUCACUGGUCUCCCAUUUCCUCCACGAAUGGAUCCCAGAGUCAUUUGAAGAUGCAAUUCCUUGGAUGAGAUGAGAGGGAAAAAGUGGCACAGGGGGGCCAGGUAAGAAUAUUUAUCUGGGCAUGAGUGGUACCGGCAGCAAGCCUCCCGGGCAGUUAAUCAAGCCAUCGGCAGAGUCAUCCGACAUCGCCAGGACUUUGGGGCUAUUUUCCUCUGUGAUCACAGGUUCACUAACAAUGAUGCCAGGGCCCAGCUCCCCUCCUGGGUACGCCCUUACGUCAAGGUCUAUGACAACUUUGGCCAUAUUAUCCGUGAUGUGGCCCAGUUUUUCCGAGUUGCUCAGAAGAUUAUGCCUGUACCUGUCCCACGGCUUCCCCCGAGCCUCUGUGGGGGAGAAGGUGCUGCUGCAGCCUCUACUGCUUCCUUCAGCCUAUUCCUCUCAUCUAAGAAAGCCAAGAGCCUGGAUGUCCAUGUCCCUAGCCUGAAAAGGAAGUGUAUAGGAACGCUAGACAGUGGGGACAAUGAAGCCAGCCUGUGGGGAGAGUAUGAACAGGAACUAGCUUCCCCACAGAGGAAGCCAAGGAGCUUGCUGGCCGCGUUGGACUGUAGUGAGAACAAAAGUGACACUGAUGAGACCAACACAGUUCCAGGAGAAGAAAAGGCUCAACGUCUCUCUACCCUGUCCUUACAAUAUGAGAAGAGAUUAACAGAUGAGCAAAAAGGAGGAAAGAAGAAAAUCAGAAUUGUCAGCAACCAGGAUAAGAAAGACUCUAUCCCUGUGGAGCAGGCAGGCAAAGCCAGGCUGUUUAUGUUAUCAGUGAAGCAGUCCCUGAGCCAGGCCAAUUUUGACCUUUUCACCAGAACCUUGCAGCAAUAUAAAGGGACUGAUGACUUCCACACCAUGAUGGCUCACAUUAGCACACUCUUUGCAGAGGACCCAAAGAAGCACAAUUUGCUCCAAGGAUUUUACCAAUUUGUCCGACCACACCACAAGAAACUGUUUGAAGAAGCAUGCCUCAAGCUGACUGGCCAAAGCUGUGGCUACAAACCUGAGCAUAGCCUGCCACGUGAGAAACGAGAGCAGCUGGUCCAGGAUCCAAACGAGAAGAAGCAGAAUAAGACAAAAAUGACCUUUUCAGAUGGUGUUGCCCAACAGCUGAACUCAGACAUUCACCUGAACCAGGGCGGGACCCACAUGGUAUCUGAGAUCACCACCCAAGGAGAAAACCACCUAGGCAUCUCGAGCAGCACAACCAAAGAGGAGCCAAAAGCCCCAGGCGAGAAGAAGGGACAGGCCGUGAUCACGGCCUAUCUUUCAGAUGUCAAGAAAUCCCUUGGUCCAGGCUGCUACAGCCAGUUCUCCACAGCCCUCUCUGCUUAUAAGAAAGAUGACAACUACGAAGCAAUGGUGUCUGUGAUUGCUGCCCUCAUCACUGAGAAACCUGAGGACUUGCAUCUUCUACAAAAAUUCUCCAUUUUUGUUCGCCCUCAUCAUAAGAAGCAGUUUCUCCAGAUGUGCAGGGACUUGACAGGGGCAUGUCCUAGAGAAGGGACAUUGGUAUCUCCCUGGAACAGCCUCCCAGGACCCUCCAGCCUUGGCCCCAAGGGGGAGGAGGAGACUGAGAUGCAGGCGAUCGUGGCAGGGUCCAAAUCAGACCUCUCAGAGCCUGAGAAAUCCAGGAAAGUUCAAAGCAAAAUCUCUUCCUUUUGCUGCAAACUGAGGAAAUCAGAAUCUCCAGGAACUGAAUCUCCUGAAGGCACCAGCUGCCUGCCAACAAGCCAGGAGCCUGACCCAAUCCCUGCUCUCCCUUCCAACGUUGAGCUGGAAUGGGAAGGUUUCCAUUGUCCUGGUUGCAGUGCUGAGGAUGUGGUGCCCUUUCAGUGCCAUGCUUGUGACUUCCAUUCCUGCAAGGCAUGCUGGGAGUGGCAUAUCAAGACCACUAAGAAAUGUCCAGAGUGUGGAGCCAUUGCCAAGAAGAGAUAUCUCACCCAAGUCUUCUUCUGGAAGAAAACCUAACAAUGAACUCAAAUUUGCACCCUCUGUUGCCUGUGGUUGAGCCUCUUGUACAGGGUUAAUUUGACAUUCUUUUUUUUUUUCUUUUUAGUGAGGCAAUUGGGGUUAAGUGACUUGCCCAGGGUCACACAGCUAGUAAGUGUUAAGUGUCUGAGGCCGGAUUUGAACUCAGGUACUCCUGACUCUAGGGCCCGUGCUCUAUCCACUGUACCACCUAGCUGCCCCUUAAUUUGACAUUCUUGAUGAAACUUUCACCUUGCAGAUCCUACCACCUAAGAAAGAAAUCUUGGCAUGUGUAGUCCCAUAAUCCUGGAAAAGUCCCCACAAGCAGGAGUUCACUCUAUUUCCCAUUUUGCUUUGUUUUGGGAACAUGGCCAGACUGUCCUAUUCAUCUUAUUUUAUUUCAUAAUGUACAUCCUAGCACUUGGACUAACAGGUUAUCAGGUACUGUCAUCUCUGAGAAUCGACUAGGAAACACUUUAGCAUCUCAGUCACAACACUCAGAUCCUCCACUGUCCUUAAUUAUAAAUUUGAGCUGUCUAGUUUUGGGUUCCCAAGUUCUACUAUUGUACUAUACCCUUUCCUUCUCAUAUUUCGUUAUAACUUUCUGUGUGGUUCUAGAGUAAAUAAUAUAUUCAUUAAAAAGUAGAGUUUCCAGUGUCUCUAGGCAAUGGUGGGAGUCAUUCCCAAGCUAAAUCUUCCCAGGACAGUCUUCUCAGCAUCCCAUGAUCAUCAUGUGAGAUGUAUAUACAUUGCCCGCUCUUUCCAACCAUGUAGGACGGGACUUUUAGGCUUUCUAAUAGCGUUGAUAUAUAUCCCAGUUUCCCGUGGAGAUCAGCAUACUUUGAUAUCUCCCAGGGGAGGGAAGGAUUUAGGUAAUGGGCAAAGAACAUUUGUUUUUGUUUUUAAGUUCUUUAUUUAUUGUAUAAUUUUAUUUAUAUGUCUUGGAUGUACCUUGAUUGAUUAAUUCCCAGGUAUUUUGUACAUUUUGUAGUUAUUUUGAAUAUAAUUUCCUUUUCUGUUAUUUUUCCUGGAUUUUGUAAUUGCUACAUAAUACUGAUGAUUAUUUGUCUGGAUUUAUUUUGUAUUUUGCUAUGUGACUAAAGCUGUUGUCUCAGCAUCUUUGAUGAUUCUUUUGGGUUUUCUAAGUACUAAGUAAACUAUCUUGAAUGCAAAUAGGGAUAAUUUUGUCUGGAUAAGGAACAUUUUGUAAAUUGUUAGGGAGAAAGACACCUUUUUUUGCUUAUCCUCAGGUAGGUAGUUAGAGGUAUUAUGUUUUCUCUAUCAAUUUUCCACACAAACCAAAUCUCAUUUCCCAGCUCUUCUGUUGCUGUAUCUGUCAGUGCUGUGUUGUAUAAUAAUCAAUGGAAAAAAGGGAAGAAAACUUGCUGCUAUCUACCCUGAGAUGGUAGCCUGUGUUUAAGACUUAAAAAAAAAAAUCAGGCAA